Rhodamnia argentea is the source of this 1158-nucleotide messenger RNA. Its product is annotated as F-box protein At5g52880. The transcript has 6 exons. The coding region runs from base 16 to 990 and encodes 324 amino acids. The record is from RefSeq and is a predicted model, not a curated record. Gene Ontology annotation, molecular function: protein binding. Lineage: Eukaryota; Viridiplantae; Streptophyta; Magnoliopsida; Myrtales; Myrtaceae.
CUGUUUAAAGCGGCCAUGGCUCGUUCCUCGGCAAAUCCUCUGCAAAUGAGAGUAUUGAUACCUUCAAUUGGUGAAUGCGAGCAGUGCAACGAAAGAAGAACGAUGUCCAGCACCGUCGAGAGAUACCAGAAGCUGGGCAUGAGGGAAUCGUUACCCAGAGUCCACCGAUACCCAAUUACCUGCAAGGAGCUCAGCUUCAUUCUCAGAGCCGCUUAUCAUGAGCUCCCCAAGAAUCUCAAGUCCACCGUCCUUGACGACACCCUCGCCGCCUUUCGUCUCCUUCCCGAAAUGAAGACGCAGAGUGCUGUCUUAUCAGCUACUUUGCUUGCUCAGGCUGUGGCUGCUGCUUUGCCAAAGCAGAAGAAGAAUAUGGUUCUGACAGAAUUCAAACAUGCAAAAAUUGCUCAUAAGAAGCAAUGCAAAACACGGCAGGAAGAAAAAGAAUCUUCCCAGCUACCACAAGACGUUCUCCUGCAUAUCUUCGGUUACCUAGAUUUUUCAUCUCUGAUGGCUGCCCUGCUUGUCUGCUGGUCAUGGAAUUACGCUGCGAGUGAUAACUCUCUCUGGCACUCUUAUUAUACAAGAGUUUUCCCUCGUGCUGAUAAUAGUUUGAAAACCAAUCAUCAGCAAAAUAAGUCACUGUACCAUGAUCGGCAAGAAACACCUACGCCCAAGGGAACAGCUAUGCCCUAUAUUGACUGGAGGGAGGCCUUUAAAAGAUCAUAUAUAGCCAGUUCAGGGAGGAAUAUAAUCUGCGAGAGAGGAUAUUGUAAGCAUUGCAGGACUGUCGUUUGGCUCAAUGGUAUCAAUUGCUCAAACCAUGGGGGAGCUAAAUCGAGCAAUAAUGAAAUUAAGCCUGUGUCACCCCAACAGGUGGUUGAUUAUCUGCUCGAUGAUUUCUGUUCUUGGGAUAGCGACGAUGAUGAUAGUGAUUUGGAUGAUCAGUCGGUCUCCAAGUUAUGGGCCUAUCCCAGAGCUACUACAUCCUAGAGGGUACUCAUAGUCCUCCUUGAGUCCAGGGUUUUAGGAAAGACUGUCAAUAAGGAUGAAUCUCUCUCUUCAUGGCCCCUGAAGCUGCGCAUCUCUGGGUCGAUCAUCUAAGAAUGUGAAAGCCAUUGGUUUUGUGGAAAGGAAAGCAAAAGGCAAUUGGCAUCAAAA